Histoplasma capsulatum G186AR is the source of this 321-nucleotide messenger RNA. RefSeq lists its product as uncharacterized. Lineage: Eukaryota; Fungi; Ascomycota; Eurotiomycetes; Onygenales; Ajellomycetaceae. The transcript has 2 exons. The coding region runs from base 1 to 321 and encodes 106 amino acids. The record is from RefSeq and is a predicted model, not a curated record.
AUGUCAUGCAUUGUCAGCCUUUGGAUUGUGACAGGUGUGGCGGUGCAGAGACAGGUGACUAUUUCAAGUUCGCCCCUUGGACAUUUGUUCGAGUGGUCCAGAGCAUCUGUGCUGACAGAGGAGGGGCAAAUUCCAAGAUUUGUCCGACCGUCUACCUUCCUACAGACAGACGGCUAUGAUCGCCUCACUCCACCCAUUGCCACGUUUAAGAACGAUUUAGGGAGAACAAGGGCCGCCCAGCUAGCGAUUGCCGAUGCUAUUCUCCGCAAUUCAAUGAUUUGCUUUCUCUCCUCAUCUCGUCUGGCCAUCUGCCACAAGUAG